CAACUACCCUUAAUUUCCCUAAACCUCUAAAUCUCUUGUUUAAUUUCCUAUUCUGUCUGUGUUCUAAUGGUUGUUGGUUGUGGUGAUCUUUCUUAAUCUAAAGUUCUCUUCUUCUUCUUUUUUCAUAUAUUGGAUUUGGGGUGGCGCUCAUUAUCUAAUUUCUCAUCUUUUUUUAUUUGUCAUAAUCUUUAUUUUUAUCAUUUUAUAACGUGGUAUUAGAUUAUAAGUUUAUAAAUGAUAUAUAAUAAAUAAUUUACAAUCAUCUAAUGUCAAAUUAUGAGAUGAAGAGUAACAUUACUCAAUACUUUUUUGAAUCUAUCGACGAGAGUUCAGUAAUACGUGAAAAAAGAUGCCGUCCACACAACCUGCGGGCUCGGGGUCUGAAGCUGAUGCAAUUAAAUACGGAUUAAUGGAUGAGAAGAAAAGGAAGAGGAUGCAGUCAAACAGAGAAUCUGCAAAGCGCUCGCGAAUCAAGCAACAGAAAAAGAUGGAGGAUUUAACCGAUGAAAAGGCAAGGCUGUUGAGAGAGCUUGAGAAGAAUAGCGCAAGGUACUCUUGCCGGGAGAGAGGAUGGUAUUCCCUGGAGUCGGAGAACAACCUUUUGAUGGCUGAAAAGAUGUGCUUGGCCAAGCGUUUAGACGAGUUGAACUCACUUAUCGUCAAUCUUGGGCUUGUAAAAAAUAUCACACCCAAAAGUCCGGAGCCAAUAAUGUUGAAUCCGUCGCAGCUUCCCACUUCAAUGCAGCUUGUCGCGGCCUCUGCAGGAAGGUUUUGGCGCUAGCUGCUGCUGAUCUUGUUUUGGCUUGAAUUCAGUAAGUGGCCGCGGAUUUUGAUCUCUUGUGGACAAGUCUGCAUGACAUUGGUUGAUGUCUUUACGCAGAUAAUUUGUCGAUGGGGGCGGUUGCUCAUUGUUUUCAAUUGGUAAUUUAAGUUGUCUUUCUUGACCCAGUCCAUGACUAUUGGAUGUCUUGCACAUAGUUUUCGUACGAAUGAAGGAAAGAGCACUAGGAUGGUAUGAUUACUCAUAUAUACUUGACACUGGUAAAUUGAGAUGCAAUGCCUUAAUUACGUGCAGUAUGGUCUGACAUGCCAGAGGCAAAAUAAGCAGAAUCUCCACAGUUUAGAGCAAUUUGUUGGAACGCCAAAAUCUGAUCUAAAUCACCCACUUGGGUCUGGGCGGCUGGGCCUGAACAUGGAACGCAAUUGUGGGUCUAACAAUUGGUGGAGGUACAUAAGGAAAGGCUGUUGGAUCAGGCCGGAGUUGCACAAGCUUGGGCUGCUAUUCUACACUUGGGGCUUGUUAUUGUAUUUAUCUUUUGUUAUUAUACUCGUGUCAAAUUGCAAUGAUAAGUCGGUUGCUGGGACGAGCCACUUUGUUGUUGUUGUCGUUGGUAUUUUUUUAUUUUAAAUGGUUGUCUUGUCAAAUUAUGUGCAAUCGAAUCAAUAGGGACAAAGUAAG
This is a messenger RNA of Carya illinoinensis, 1459 nucleotides long. Its product is annotated as bZIP transcription factor 53-like. The transcript has a single exon. Lineage: Eukaryota; Viridiplantae; Streptophyta; Magnoliopsida; Fagales; Juglandaceae. Gene Ontology annotation, biological process: positive regulation of DNA-templated transcription. The record is from RefSeq and is a predicted model, not a curated record. Gene Ontology annotation, molecular function: transcription cis-regulatory region binding; DNA-binding transcription factor activity. The coding region runs from base 350 to 781 and encodes 143 amino acids. Gene Ontology annotation, cellular component: nucleus.